UUGUGUGUGUGUGUUGGGGUCUAUAAAAAUGUGGCUUGUGCCAGGAGACCUGCAGAAGCUUCAAGAAAGUGAUGAUCAUGAGGGUGCUGGUGAGUUUAGUACCCUUCGUCCUCAUGGUGUGGUGUGGACAAGAGACAACGGCACUUCCCAUAGAGGAUAACCUAGGAUUGCAGCACAACCGGGAGUUGACUGUGGAGCAGAGGGACCUGUUGAAGACGUUGUCGGGGCUGAAUGAGCUGACAUCCAAGUAUAUGUAUCCGGAUCAACAGCUCCACAGAGAGCUGCAGGACAGAUCUCUCAGAGCUCAAGUUCCUGCCAAAGUGAGAUCCCCCUGUAAGAAGUUAUUUUGGAAGACCUUCUCAUCCUGCUAGCAAAGGCACUAGCAGACAGCUGCUGGCAGUCACAGUCCACACCCUGGCCUCUUAGCCACAUUGCAUGAGCAAUACUCAAUUACUAUGAAUAAACUGCAACUAAAGAAAAACUAAUUCUGAUUAAUGACUGUGUGAUGCAGUACCUCUGCCUAUACUGCAUCUCUCCUAGAAUGUAGGGCAGGCAAGUGGCAUUAUCUUACUAUUGCAGUGGUCUUUCUUUAUUAUUUUUCUUUUCAGGGAAUGUUUAAGGUGUAGAAUUACAAGUCCUUGCUAUUAACUGUUUUGCAUGGAUUUAACAUGGUUUAUUGUUACUGUGUCAGCAAAAGACAACACUAUGAAGCCUUCAUACUGUCAUUACUUAAC
This is a messenger RNA of Oncorhynchus masou masou (cherry salmon), 734 nucleotides long. It is a transcript of the gene sst6, whose product is annotated as somatostatin 6. Gene Ontology annotation, cellular component: extracellular region. The record is from RefSeq and is a predicted model, not a curated record. The transcript is spliced from 2 exons. The coding region runs from base 72 to 371 and encodes 99 amino acids. Gene Ontology annotation, molecular function: hormone activity. Gene Ontology annotation, biological process: regulation of cell migration. NCBI's taxonomy places the organism in Eukaryota, Metazoa, Chordata, Actinopteri, Salmoniformes, Salmonidae.